AUUGUCAUUUUGACUAUUAUUAGCAUUGGCAUUGCAAUUGGUUUCUAUCAUUAUCAUCAGCUUCUGCUCUGUUCAUUUCAUACUGAAUCUCAUGCGUCUUUAUCUUCAUUCCCUCACAAUCUUCCAUCUCUUUCAAUGUCUCACACUUUCUCAUCUUUCCCUUUACCAUUUCAUCUUGAACAUCUUUCUUAUUGCCUCUUUUCAUUUCAACUCAAUCUAAUUUGUAUCUUAAAUUUUAUACCUUUAAUUGUUAAUCCUUAACCAGUUAACCCAGACAAUGUUAUUAAACAGUUUAUAUGAUUACAAUUUAUACCUAAUGAUCAAAUCAAUUUCACAGCCAUUUCAAUGAUCAAACAAAAUGAAAUGCAACACAAACAACAUCAUCAACAACAACAACAAAGUCUAAAGUGACACUCAUUGGAUUAACAAAACGUAAAUCUCACCUUAAUACAUCAAAUUUUUGUCAAUAUUUCCUUAAUGAUUAAUAUAAAUAUAUAAAUAGAGUUUAAAUUGAUUGUAACAAAUUUUUGUUUACCAAGUAAUUCAAUCAACAAUCAAUGUUUGUGUGAUCAAAGUUUCAUUGUUUUCCAUGUUUGAAAUUGGUGUUUGAAAUGCGAAAUUGAAAGUUGCUCUAACCCGAUAUUGAAUUACCAAAAACCAAGUAAACAAUCUUAAUCAUCUACAUGACAAAUGAAGAAAAUUUACAAUCAAAUAUUCAAAAAACAGAAAGAUGAUGGGAAAACAAGCUCAUCAUCAUCUUCAUCUGUAUCCAAAGAUGAGUCCAGUUUAGUGAUUAAAUCUUCUGGUUGCCUGUCAAUUGGAGUGACAACACUGACAAGCGUAACAACAUCAUCUGAUAGAUCAACAAGUCUAUUAACAUCCGCCCAUAAAUCAAAAUCACUUGACCUUCCAUGUCCCGAAGUAUUGGUUAAUGUUGGAGGUAAACUUCCCGUUACUCCAGAUCCAAGUAUAACAGGUAAUUUAGGAUCAACAACAGUUGGUGAAAAUAGUGAAGUGAAAAGUGAAUGUGAACCAUUGAAUCCAUUUGGAUUAUUAGUGAAAUUACCUGAAAUUGUAAGUGAUUCGAUAUCAGUUUCAGGUCAAACAAGUAAUGAUAGUAAGGAAAAGGUUUCGUCUUCAAACUUACCUUCAACAACCAGACAAACUGAACCUAACUUGACUGGAUCCAUAGAAAGUUCAACAGCUUCAUCUUCUGUCCAUCAAGAAUCAUCAUCACAUACAGCAACAACGGCAACAGAAUCAACAAAAAUUGAUCAACAAUCAAAGUUAAAUCCUACUUCAACAACUCCAACCUCAACCGUUACAGGUUCAUCUCUGACUACAGCAUCAACCAUUACAGAUCCAAGUGAAUUAAAUCAAAACCAACCAACAGGAAAAGAUUCAAAUAAUAAUAGUGAAACCACUAGGAAUGAAGGUAAUAUUGGUGAAAAUGUAUCAACCAAAGAAAACGAAGUUGCCAGUGAACGUGAAAAAGCUUUGACUAAGCGCAAUUACGCUUUGAAGGAAUUGGUUGACACUGAGCGUGAUUAUGUCAAAGAUUUGGGUUUAGUUGUCGAAGGUUAUAUGGAAACAAUGAGAAAGGAUGAUCCACCAGUUCCAGAAGACCUGAAAAAUGGGAAAGACAAGAUUAUUUUCGGUAACAUUGAAGCAAUUUAUGAAUGGCAUCGAGAUUUUUUCCUCAACGAGUUGGUUAAAUGUUUGGAGGAACCUUCACGAUUAGGAUUGUUGUUUAAACGUUAUGAGAGACGGUUAAACAUGUACGUUGUCUAUUGUCAAAAUAAAUCCAAAUCGGAAUACAUUGUUUCAGAAUAUAUCGACACUUAUUUUGAGGAAGUACGGAUUAAAUUGGGCCAUAAACUUCAACUACCUGAUUUACUCAUUAAACCUGUUCAACGAAUUAUGAAAUACCAAUUGUUGCUGAAUGAUAUUCUGAAGCACACCGAGAAAGCCGCUUUAAUCAAUGAAUUGGAUAAUUUGAGACGAGCUGUUCAAAUUAUGCAUGUUGUACCCAAAACAGCCAAUGAUAUGAUGAAUGUUAGCCGUUUACAAGGAUUUGAUGGUAAAAUUACUGCUCAAGGAAAGCUCUUGUUACAAGGUAUUCUCAAUGUGGCCGAUACCCGUGAACCUAUUACAGCCUCACUGGUUUCAUCGAUUAAACUCAGAGAACGCCAAGUUUUCCUGUUUGAACAAAUAAUCAUUUUCAGUGAGAUACUUGGUGCCAAAACUCAAUUUAGCCAGCCAAGCUAUAUUUACAAGGCUCAUCUUCAGGUUAAUAAGAUGUCACUCACCGAGAAAUCAGCCGAUGAUGAUGAAUCCAAAUUUAUAUUGAAAUCAAAAGAUCCUCAACAAGAGGGACUCGCCUUUGUGAUACAAGCAACUGAUCCCGAUGAAAGAUGUGAAUGGGUUCGCAAUAUUCAAGCUAUUCUGGAAACUCAAUUGGACUUCUUAAGAGCCCUUCAGUCACCAAUUGCUUAUCAAAAGGAAUUAACCAAAGAAGUUUCUGCGCCAGAAUUGGGUUCACUUUGGAAUCCAUGUUUACGUAAAACCUUUUCACAUCCAGCCUCAGCUCACAGACAGCGAAAAGAAUCAAGCUCAAAAGAUAUUUUACCCAAUAUAGCCGGUGUUAACUCGACAACAAAUAUAACCGCCAAUUGGUCCUCCAAUUUACUAAGUACCCUUAAUGUAUCCUCGUCUCCAUCCUCAGCCUCAAUUUCACCAUCUUCUUCCUCUUCCCCAUCACCAGCUCCUUGUCCUCUAGUGUCUUCCAAGUCUCUCAAAAAUCCUAAAGGCAUGACUUUCAGUAAACGCAUUAGCCGAGACAAGAAACUUUCCUCGCCCGUUCUUGGUCUCUCAUCACGACUAACCUCAUCACCAGCCUCACCCAAAUCUUAUCAAGACGAAAAUAGUGGUAGUAGUAGUAGUAUAUGGAAAAGAUCAUCAGUCCCAUUAAUAUCAUCAAUUCCAUCAACAUUAACAUCGUCCAUUUCACCAGCGACUUUAUAUUCAUCAACUGCAACAACAGCUCUUUCAUCAACCACAGGCCAAUCGGAAACAUCACAAGAAUCAAAAUUGAAUCCAUCAUCGUCCUCUCCAUCAACUCCAACCUCAAAUGAACCCACAACACCGUCAACAACUCGAAGUAAUAGUAAACGCCAUUUUCUAGAAAGUUUUCGCAACCCAUUACGAUCUCGCCAUGCUUCUUCCAGUCAACGAAGUAAAAAUAAAUCAAGUAAUAAUAGCACUUGUGAUGCAACAAGUAUGUCACCAUCACCAUCAUCAUCAGCAACAUUACCAAAUAACUUAACUGUGAGUUUAAGUUUGGAUGGUUCAUCGCCACCCAAAAGUGAUUCAGCAUCAGGUGUACCAACAAAAGUGACCACAACAACCUUUCCUCAUGAUAAUGAUUUAGACUCGGGUGGAUUGAAUAGACGUUGGUCCGAAUCUGAAGCCUUUAGACUUCGCUUUUCACGAAAAUUAUCCCCUUUAGGACUGAAAGGUGCCAAAAGCAACACUGGUAACAAUAACAACAAUAAUACCAAUAUUGUUGAGGAAGAACCAAGUAAUAAGAGUUGAAUUGGCAUUCAAAUUUCUGUUUUUUAGCCGCUAUUGAUUAUAAACUUUUUUAUAAUAAAAAUGGUAAUUUUGGUGACGCUUAAGAUCACAACCUGAACAAAACUGUCAAACGUUGACAAAAUUGUACACAAUUAUGGAAGCCAUCUUUUUCUUUCUCUCUCUCUCUCUCUUUCAUCAUUUCAUUGCCUGAUUGAUUGAGCUUGUAAUUAUAAUUGUUUUGUUUGAUAUCAUUUUGUGCUGUUUUAAUAUCUGUGCCUCAAAACCAAAUAUUGGAUAAAUCGUCUUAACCAUUGACGUUGUUUUCAUCUUUUCCCCAUUCAUUUUUUGGAUCAUCUUUAUCAUUCUACUUUCUUUAACAAAUAUGAGAACCAUAUUUGAGUGGAAAAAUUAAUUACUGAUUAAAAUUUAAUAAACUGAUUAUAUUAAUAAUUAAAGC
Molecule: messenger RNA, 4030 nt
Organism: Tetranychus urticae (two-spotted spider mite)
Lineage: Eukaryota; Metazoa; Arthropoda; Arachnida; Trombidiformes; Tetranychidae
Biological process (GO): intracellular signal transduction; axon guidance
Cellular component (GO): cytoplasm; extrinsic component of membrane
Molecular function (GO): guanyl-nucleotide exchange factor activity
Source: RefSeq, a predicted model, not a curated record